GCCGGUCUGUUAGUAUUUGUACUAACCUAUAGUACAUUCCUUUCGUCCUUUACUACGUGCAUCAACCCUACCAGGCCAUAACUGUACAUGUCAAUAUGGGUGUCCCUGCGGCUGCAAAGCGCUCCAUGCGCAUCAUUGCUUUACCCCUCACAAGAGCAACGCGAGCACCCAACGGGACACAUACUCAUCUCACGUACUACCAUUUCGUGACGCCGAAACCAAAGGAUGAGAAACGUCAAGGAUGGGCGAAUUGGGCGACUAGCAAGGCCACCGAUCUCUGGGCAGGCUUUGGGAAAGCUCCGGAAGGAAGCUGGAAGAGAAAGACGUUUCUGUACGGAGAACGUAUUGUCGACCGUAUAGACUUCGAAGAACUCGCGCUCAAGUCAAUAAACCCUUCACUCGCCCCUAGAAUAUUCCGACAAUCCGAAGCCAAGUCUUCAAAAGAACCCGUCAUGCCCACGAUUCCGUUGAUUUAUCCUGGUACGGUAUGUUCGUCUCCAAUGGCACACUUCCGAAGUCUGUUGGAGAAGAGGACACCGAGACAUAGAAAAGGAUUCUUCAUGUGGAUGUUUAUUGCACCACUGACGGCACCGUUUAUGCUAAUUCCCGUGAUACCCAACUUGCCGUUCUUUUUCUGUGUCUGGAGGUCGUGGUCGCAUUACAGAGCGUACAAGGCCUCUGCAUAUCUAGAAGGGUUCCUCGAUCGUAACUGUAUCAUUCCAGAGGAAAAUGCAGAAUUAGACAAAAUCUACGCGAAAUAUGCACCUCCCAUCACACCAUCGACUUCAUCUUCAUCCUUUGCACCCUCACCCCCUCCUUACGCGUCGCAUCCACCAUCAUCUGCUACGACACCUUCGGCAUAUAAUGACAAGCCAUUUUCCGAUCUAGAUACUGAUUCUACCUCAAAGCCUCCGAACAUCCCUCCAGUCUCAGAUUCAGAAAAAUUCGACCUCAAGUCAGAGAAGGCCGCAGAAGCACCUAGUCGACUGUUGUUGACGAGAGAAGCGAUUCCGGAACUCGUGAAGUUGUUCCAGUUGAGACCGGAUUCGAGCUUUGCGGCGGAUGUCUAUAGGGCUCUUGAACAGGCGAGAUUGAGGAUGGAGAGAAAGAAAAACGAUGCAUAAGGGUAAUAUGGGAGGUGGGGGAUGGACUGGGCGGUUGUAUUAUAGUUGGAUGCGUGAUGCAUUUAUCUCGCAUACUGUGCAAGGAAGGGUGUUGUAAAUAUUGUAACCGCACUAAUCACAAAACAGACAUUGCAUGGACAUCAUGGCAUAAUUUCUAUUAAAAUGCUUGCAAUUAGAUUCAUAUUACUCGC
Somion occarium is the source of this 1315-nucleotide messenger RNA. The record is from the annotation of a GenBank genome assembly. Lineage: Eukaryota; Fungi; Basidiomycota; Agaricomycetes; Polyporales; Cerrenaceae.